GAAGGACAGAGCGAGAAAAAGAGAACACACUGAAAAAAAGGAAAAACGGAAAGUAAAAUUGCUGCAGUCAUGGACUUGCGCUCAGAACUGCUCAAGUCCAUUUGGUAUGCUUUUACUGCUCUAGAUGUGGAGAAGAGUGGAAAGGUGUCCAAGUCUCAACUUAAGGUCUUGUCUCAUAAUCUUUAUACAGUUCUGGGAAUCCCUCAUGAUCCAGCAGCUCUAGAGGACCACUUCAGAGAUGAUGAUGAUGGUCCAGUGUCCAGCCAGGGAUACAUGCCCUAUCUCAACAAAUACAUCCUGGACAAGGUGGUGGAAGGCAUGUUUGUUAAAGAGAAUGUGGACGAGCUGUGUUGGACUCUUACUGCCAAGAAGAACUAUCGACCACAGGGGAAGUGUAUUCUACCUGAGAAAGACGCCUUCCGCCUCUGGUGCCUAUUCAUUUUUCUCUCUGAGGACAGAUACCCUCUGGUCAUGGUCCAUGAUGAGGUUGAAUAUUUACUGAAGAAAUUUAGCAUGGCCAUGAGUGUCGAGCUGAACCUUGUUGAAUUGGAGGACUUCAUUUCCCAAGAUUCAGUUCAGCAGAAUGGCUUUACUGUAUGGGCCUUUCUGGAGAUGAUGAAUUCUGGGAAAAUUACAAGGGGCAUUGCCAAAGAAACCCUCAGCAUGGCAAUUGAGGAGGUGUAUAGGGAAAUAGUGGGUGAUGUGCUGAAAGAGGGAUAUCUUUGGAAGAAAGGUCACUUGAGGAGAAACUGGACGGAGCGUUGGUUCACCCUGAGACCCAGUACUUUAGUUUACUUCACCAGUGAGGACCGUAAGGACCGCAAAGGCAGCAUUCAACUAGACGGAAACUGUUGUGUAGAGGUUCUUCCUGACAGAGAUGGGAAGAGAUGCAUGUUUUGCCUGAAGACGCUCACCAAGACCAAUGAACUUAGCGCCUCUGACACCAAACAGAGGCAGGAGUGGACUACAGCUAUCCAAACAGCAAUCCAGAUGUUUGUGGAGGGUAAAAAUUCACUUCAUAAAGAUCUAAAAAUGAAACGUCGUGAGCAGCGUGAACAGAGAGAGAAGAGACAGGAGGCGAAGGAGCAGGAGCUGCAGCGCUUGCAGGCUCUACAGGAGGAGCGGGAACAGAAGAUGGCUGAGCUGGAGCUCCUGAAGGAGGCACAGAUGCAGGCACAGGCACUGUUGGAGCAAGAUGAACUGCGCAGACGCCAGCAGCAUGAACAGCUUCAGCAGGCCCUGGCAAUCCAGCUCAAAGAGGCCGAAGAGGCGCGGGCGAGCAUGCAGGCAGAGAUGGCACUGAAGGAAGCUGAGGCUGAAAGACAGAGAACACGAAUCAGAGAACUAGAGGCAAUGCAGCAGCGGCUAGAAGAGGCUCUGCAACAGGAAAUCAAAGCCAGGCAGGACGAAGAGGCUUUCCGCUACGCACAGGCUCAGCUACUUGCUGAGGAAGAGGAGAAGAUGAAGGCCCUAAUGUCUCUCCGUGAAGAGCAGGAAGAGGAUAUCCAACGAGCCCAACGAGAGAAGCAGGAGCUCAGGCAGGAAAUGGAAAGUAAGUCUCGAGCUCUGGAGGACGCACAGAGACAUCUGGAGGAGGUCAGAGCCAAUCGGCAUAGAGUGGACCAGGAUGUCGUGGCUGCCCAAAGGAAGCUUCGUCAGGCUAGUACCAAUGUUAAACACUGGAACGUUCAAAUGAACAGAUUAAUGCAUCCUAUUGGACCAGGAGACAAAAGGUCCUCUGGAGGUGGAUCUUUUUCCAGCUUUCGUAUACCUGCACAGAAGGAUCCUGGACUCCGUCUAAAGCAGAAAGCUGAUGACCAGAAUGAAGAAAGCAAAGAAAACAUGGAGAGCAGAGGAGGCUGCGAAGCCGACAAGCGACUCUCACAAACUUCCAACGGAGAAAUGGAAAUACCUUGAUGGACAAAAAAAGCUGUCUAUGUUAAAGGCACUAAGACUUAUUAAGAACAAAUGGAUAUUAAUUGAAAGGAGCUGUGUUUUUGCAAGGUGCCAAGGAAUGCCCUCAUGCUGUUAAACAAGUGAUGCUUUUUAAUGUAUAUUUACUAGUGCUAUGUAGUUAGUAUGUGUCAUGUGAAACAGCUUUUGUACACUUCCCCACACCUUUUGAAGAAGUGUUGUACUGUAGUUAGUAAAUAAUCUGAUUGACUUUUAAGUUGCUCAAAACCCUGUUUUGUAGACCAAGAUGUACACUGAAUAAAGCAAAAAAAUGUCAAGAUGUUUCAUUGUGGUAAAAAGUUGAAUAGUGCCAUAUGGUCUAAUUUUCAGCCACAGACUGUAUACAUACAUCCAUACGUGUACAUAUACAUGUGAGACAAAGAGAUUUGCAACAGUUAAUGCAUGAAGACUGGAUGUCUUGCGAGGGAGGAACAUGUUGAAGAGCUGAAGUGUCUGUGGUUUUCAGAACUUCCUGCUUUAGCAGUCAGAUAAUAAAUGCAAGAAGACAACUGCAUAGCACACAUAUGUGCUUUAAGUUAAAUGUAACUAAUGCUAAGAAAAAUCAUUGUUUAUUAUUAAGCAUGUACACUAGAGUAUUUUAGUACUUAUUAAGAACCUGAUAUAUUUGUAAGCUUUUAAAAAAUCAGUAAAUGUUAUAAACCAUUUUAAGUGUGUCAGAAAACCACACUACCACAGUAAUUCAAAAAUAUUUAAUGAGAUGUAAUUUUUCCAUACCAAUUUUGUAUUACAUUGGAGUGGUGGUGGUGUAGUGGGCUAAAGCACAUAACUUGUAAUCAGAAGGUUGCUGGUUUAAUCCCCACAGCCAUCACCAUUGUGUCCUUGAGCAAGGCACUUAACUCCAGGUUGCUUCAACUCCAUAAGUGCAAUGUAAGUCGCUUUGGAUAAAACUGUAAGCGUCUGCCAAAUGCAUAAAUGUAACUGUAUUAAUCCAAUGUUUGUUUUGUCAAUAAACGAAAUCGCAAAACAGAG
Myxocyprinus asiaticus (Chinese sucker) is the source of this 2943-nucleotide messenger RNA. RefSeq names its product differentially expressed in FDCP 6 homolog. Bases 70 to 1917 code for a protein of 615 amino acids. The transcript is spliced from 11 exons. Gene Ontology annotation, cellular component: nucleus; cytoplasm. The record is from RefSeq and is a predicted model, not a curated record. NCBI's taxonomy places the organism in Eukaryota, Metazoa, Chordata, Actinopteri, Cypriniformes, Catostomidae.